Molecule: messenger RNA, 1387 nt
Organism: Mytilinidion resinicola
Lineage: Eukaryota; Fungi; Ascomycota; Dothideomycetes; Mytilinidiales; Mytilinidiaceae
Product: Ribokinase-like protein
Exons: 3
Coding region: 1-1044 (347 amino acids)
Source: RefSeq, a predicted model, not a curated record
AUGGCGGAAGGUGACACGGACGGCGUGGACUUCUUCACCAUGGGCAUGUUUAUCAUUGACGAGAUUGAGUUCCCGCCGCCCAAACCAGCCGCAAAAGAUAUACUUGGCGGCGCUGGGACGUACUCUGCCGUAGGAGCUCGCAUGUUUUCGCCGCCGCCACAGUCUCAAUCUGUGGGCUGGGUCGUGGACUGCGGGUCUGACUUCCCGUCCGAGCUGCGAGAGACCAUUGUGCAGUGGGACACGGCAUGUCUGAUGCGCGAAACACCGCAUAGGCUGACCACCAGAGGCUGGAACGGUUACGGCGAGAACGAUUUCAGAGCUUUCCGCUACACAACACCCAAGCUCCGACUUGACCACACCUGUCUCGAAGGCAAGCUUCUCUGGUCCAAGUCGUUUCAUCUGAUCUGCUCGCCCAUCCGGUGUGUAGACCUAGUCAAGAAUAUUCUGAUCAUGAGAGGCCAGUGGCCAGAACCAGGCAAAAAGCCGAGGCCGCUGUUCAUUUGGGAGCCAGUUCCAGACCUGUGCACGCGCGAGGAGCUCGAGAAUUGCAAGGUGGCGCUCAAGCAUGUGGAUGUCGUUAGUCCCAAUCAUUCCGAGCUUGGUGCUUUCCAUGCAAAGACUGUAGAUCGCGAAGGCCAUGUUGAUUACGGGGCCAUUGAGGACCUGGCGAAGCAGUGGAUUCAGUGGGGAAUCGGACCAGACGGAGAUGGAGCUGUCGUAGUGAGAUCUGGUAAGGAUGGCUGCUAUAUUAGAGACCAAGGGGUCAGCAAAUGGAUUCCAGCUGUUCAUGAAUCAGCAGAGAAAGUAGUCGAUCCCACUGGCGGAGGAAACGGGUUUCUAGGGGGCUUUGCAGUAGGGUUUGUCAGAUGUGGAAACGUUGAGGAUGCAGCAGUAUGGGGCUCAAUUGCAGCCAGCUUCGCAAUCGAGCAGAUCGGUAUGCCAACCCUCAUCAGAACAUCAGACGGAGAGACGUGGAACGGCGAGCGUGUCGAGCAACGGCUUGCAGAUUUCAGGAAGAGGCUGGAUAAAUAUGUACAGCCCUAAGUGCCCCAGCAAACACAAGGAUUCCCAAUUGACGCCCCUCAAACGCCCCCGCUACGAUCCACUUUCUUUCGCUGCCUCUGCUGCUUCGUGUUCCCUGAUCUGCUUGCUCCAGCUUCGAGACGUCAGUCUCCGCGCUCGGGUACAUGGGUCACCACUCACUAUCGGCUGGGGAAGAAUCUGCCCUUCUCUGGCAUCUUGUUCCGGAACUCCCGCUCUGCGCUUAUGGACCAGGCGAUUGCUGUGAUUCCGAGGACGACGCCGCUCAUGAUGGCCGUGUUGGCUUUCCAGUUUGCGGGCUGCGAGUACCAGCCUCCGGCCGGCGACCAGACGUGCUUUGGGUAUC